Molecule: messenger RNA, 1665 nt
Organism: Brassica napus (rape)
Lineage: Eukaryota; Viridiplantae; Streptophyta; Magnoliopsida; Brassicales; Brassicaceae
Product: serine carboxypeptidase-like 22
Exons: 9
Coding region: 102-1484 (460 amino acids)
Biological process (GO): proteolysis; brassinosteroid mediated signaling pathway
Molecular function (GO): serine-type carboxypeptidase activity
Source: RefSeq, a predicted model, not a curated record
UAUGUUAGUAUAUAUAUAUUUAUGCCAUGUGUUGGGGUAACAUGUCUUAUUCCAUUCGAUUGGUCUAAGAAAUACCACCGAAGAAAAGGAUAGGAGGAGAAAUGGCAAGAACACAUUUGUUCCUUUUUCUACUAGUGCUUUCAUCAUCACCAUUAUCAUCAGCAGCAACAACAGUAUCAUCAUCAUCAUCAUCAUCAAGAGAGCAAGAGGAGGACAGGAUCGAAGCACUUCCAGGGCAACCAAAAGUAGGAUUCUCACAGUUUUCGGGUUAUGUGACAGUGAACGAGUCACACGGCCGGUCACUCUUUUACUGGCUCACUGAGUCAUCUUCUUCCCCUCACACGAAACCACUUCUUCUUUGGCUCAAUGGAGGACCGGGCUGCUCGUCUAUUGCGUAUGGAGCUACGGAGGAAAUUGGACCAUUUCGGAUCAACAGAGGUUCAAAUCUCUAUCUCAACAGUUUUUCUUGGAACAUAGAGGCAAACCUUUUGUUUCUGGAAUCACCCGUUGGAGUUGGAUUUUCAUACACUAACACAAGCUCCGAUUUCAAAGAGUUCGGAGACGAACGUACAGCUCAGGAAAACCUGAUAUUUCUUAUUAAGUGGAUGUCAAGAUUUCCUCAGUAUCAAUAUAGAGAUUUUUACAUUGCUGGUGAAAGCUACGCUGGGCAUUAUGUUCCUCAGCUUGCCAAAAAGAUCAAUGAGUACAACAAAGCCUUCAAUAAACCAACCAUCAAUAUCAAAGGAUUCAUGGUUGGAAACCCAGACAUGGACAAAAACAACGACAAGUUAGGGACCAUAACAUAUUGGUGGUCUCACGCGAUGAUCUCCGAUACAAACUACAACCUCAUCCUCAGAAACUGCAAUUUCACGGCAGACAGUUUCACCAAAGAGUGCAACUCUUCAAUUUACAAUGCUGCGGCAGACUUUGGUGAAAUCGAUCAGUACAGCAUCUACACACCCAAGUGUGUACGAAUGAAGCAAAUGCGCAAAGCCGUGCUAGCUAGACAGACUACAGAGUAUGACCCUUGUACCGAGAGCUACGCUGAUAUAUACUAUAACCGCCCUGAUGUACAGCGAGCUAUGCAUGCAAACCAGACAGCCAUUCCUUAUAAAUGGACAGCUUGCAGUGACCCUGUGUUUAAUAACUGGAAUUGGAGACUGUCUGACAAUUCGAUGUUGCCGAUAUACAAAGAACUCAUGGAGGCUGGUCUAAGGAUAUGGGUAUAUAGCGGUGAUACAGACUCGGUGAUUCCAGUGACAGCGACUCGGUUUUCCAUCAGCAAACUUAAUCUUCCAGUAAAAACUCGUUGGUACCCUUGGUACUCCGGGAACCAGGUAGGAGGAAGAACAGAAGUAUAUGAGGGGCUUACCUUUGUGACGGUAAGAGGAGCGGGCCACGAGGUGCCAUUGUUCAAACCGCAGAGUGCACUGAUUCUUUUAAAAUAUUUCUUGGCUGGCAAAGAGCUACCAAGAUCUUAUUAGUUGGGCAAGCGAAUUGGCCACAUGUGGAAUCCGAAUAAACUUGGUGUUUCUUUUCCCCUUUGUCUAUUUUAAAAUCGAUAUGUAUGUUGGUAUUUAAGACCCCAUGAGGACAUCACUAUUUUUAAAGUCUACUGAAUUUCUCAAAAAUUCAGUUUAAUAUUUAACCAGUAAUUUUUAAAUU